Molecule: messenger RNA, 3252 nt
Organism: Xenopus laevis (African clawed frog)
Lineage: Eukaryota; Metazoa; Chordata; Amphibia; Anura; Pipidae
Gene: ppp1r16b.S
Product: protein phosphatase 1 regulatory subunit 16B S homeolog
Exons: 11
Coding region: 231-1895 (554 amino acids)
Biological process (GO): regulation of sprouting angiogenesis; establishment of endothelial barrier
Cellular component (GO): cytoplasm
Molecular function (GO): enzyme inhibitor activity; phosphatase regulator activity; myosin phosphatase regulator activity
Source: RefSeq, a predicted model, not a curated record
UCGCACAUCGCUCAGUCUGCAGCAGCCGCCUCCUGCCUGUGACUCCUGCAGAGCUGCUCCCUCACUCACUCACUCACUCACUGACUGGCAGCCCAGUGCUGCUCCACAUCCCCAUCACCUGCAACUGCUGGCUAGCGAUCUGCACUCAGGGUUUGAAAGAUGAAGAGGUGGCCGCUUGAUGCUGAAAGAGACACUUACCUGCAACCCUGACAGUGAGAUUCUCAAAGCCCAUGGACCUGUUUACAGAACUUCAGCUUCUAGAAAAAGCCUCCACUCUAGAGCGCCUCCGCGCAGCCAAGAAACGCAGGGAGCAGCAGCUGAAAAGAUGGACGCAGAGAGAGAAGGAAGAGGAAAACCGAAGAAGAAGACAGCAGAAAGGGAACAGGAAAACACCAACAAUCAGGAGCAAGAGAGUUUCCUUCCCUCCUCGUGUCACCCUCCACGAGGCUUGUCUGAGGAACGAUCCUGAAGAAGUUCGGUCGCUCCUUCAAAACAAUGUGGACCCCAACCUCAAUAAUGAAGAUGGACUGACCGUCCUGCACCAGUGCUGCAUAGAUAACUAUGAGGAUCUGCUGAAGCUGCUCCUGUCACAUGGUUCUAAUGUGAAUGUUACAGACAAUGAGCUCUGGACCCCUCUCCAUGCUGCUGCCACUUGUGGGCACACUAACCUGGUGCGCAUCCUGAUUCAGCAUGGCGCUGACCUUCUUGCGGUGAAUGCUGAUGGGAAUAUGGCGUAUGAUCUGUGCGAGGAUGAAGCCACACUGGACGUUAUUGAAAGCUGCCUGACAUACCGAGGUAUUACACAGGAAAUGAUUAAUGAAGCUCGUCAAGCACCGGAGCGUCACAUGCUGAAUGACAUAAGGGCUGUGGUGGCAACUGGACAGGAUCUGAACAGAUCAGAUAACCAAGGAGCCACACUGCUCCAUAUAGCAGCGUCUCGUGGCUUUGCAGAGGUGGCUGAGAUGCUUUUGGAGAAUGGGGCCCACGUUGAUGUGAGAGAUCCAGAUGAGUGGGAACCUCUACAUGCUGCAGCCUUUUGGGGCCAGAUCUAUGUAGCAGAGGUCUUAGUGUCGCACGGUGCCAGUCUCAGCGCUAAAACAGCCCUGGAUGAGACACCUCUUGAUCUGUGCGAGGAUGAGGAACUUCGCUCUUUGCUUCUCGAACUGAAGCACAAACAUGAUAUCAUUAUGAAGUCUCAGCUGAAGAACAAGUCCUCUCUGAGCCGCAGGAGUUCCAGCACUGGGAGCCACGGCACCUUCUCUUACCCUCUCUGUGUGUCUCCAACCAGUAAAGUGGUGCGGCGUGCCAGCCUGUCAGAGAGAAACAACCUGUAUAGAAGAGAAUAUGAGAAGGAGGCAGUGGUGUGGCAGUGCUUGGUAUCUUCAGGGAACACGGAGGGCACCCAGGACGAGGAAGAGAGCAGCCCUGAAAUACAGCAGCAGGCUUCUCUGGAUUGUGAGCAAACACUGGGUCCAUCUGAAUCCCAGUUCCGGAAUGGAUUCUGCCCUCCUCUGCCUUCCUGCUACUGCCCUUCUCUAUUGCCUGAUAUCCAAGUGCCAACGCCAGUUUCAAACGGUAACACCAGCCACUCCCUCCCCUGCUAUACUGGAAGCCCCCUUUGGAGUAGCAUUCUGGACCAAGCCCCCUUAACUCUGUCUGAACUGAAAAGGCAAAGGUCAGCAGCUAAACAGGGGAGACUGCUGAUUAAGAACAAUAGUGACUUGCAGAGACUCACAGCAUUAGAUUAUAACAGCCCCGGGACACCUCCCUGGUGCUCAAAUGGGGGGUCUGUUUACUAUACUCCAACCAGCGGGGAUCCUCCCAUUCUGAGGUUAAAAUCUCCCAUGGAGGAAGAGGAGGAAACCAGAAUAUUGCAUUGCUGUCGGAUAUCCUAAACCGGAGGCCAUGGCUUCAAGAGAAUGUUUUGAAACAAUGUGCAAGUGCCAAACGUAUAGCAAAGAGCACUUGUUGCCACACAGAGCAAUGCAUGCCUGUUUCAUGUAUAUCUGUACAUAGAAAGUCACGUAUGCUUGUAUAUACUGAGCUGUAUAUAGAUGCCUCACCAGAUUAUACAGAGUUUUACAAGUUCCUCUUCUGUACACAAAUCUGGGUGUACAUACCCUAUGUAAUGUAUACUUGUACAGGAUCUGUAGCUGUAAAUGUAGGACUGUUUAUAUCUGUGUAUACGCAGCAAUGUACAUCCACAAAGCUAUAUAUUUGCGUACAGGUACUGCAGUGUGAAUGUAUGGGUGUGUAAAUACUCCAAGUGUUAUAGAUCUGAUGAUGAACUGUUUAUUCACAAUAGUUGGACAGUUGUAACGGCACAAUGCGCAUACGUGGGCACUGCUGAAAACACUUGGUUUGGUGUUACUCGGCCUUGCCAACCUGUUGCUCCAGUGUCUGCCAUAGACUGAGCAUUUGCUAUACUUAUUUAUGGGGAUUGUUGGAAGUCAAAUUGUGACUAGUUCUCCAUAAGAAGCCAUAGGGUGGCCAGUACACAAUGGUCCUUAGUGGUCAGGUGCGUCUGCCCAUAAUCUCAACUGAGUAUCCUAGGCACAAAGCAACAGUGUUUGACAACAGAAAAAAAGGCAAUUGGUCUGUUGGUUCUGUUCAUUAAAUGCCUACAAGGGAACACCGUCUAAUUUACUGCAACCUUGACUUAUUUUUGGCUGUAUCAGAGGUUCAUAUUUUAUAUAUUUAAAUAUUUAAAGUUUAGUGCUUCUGUUUAGUGUGCUUCAGUAACGCUUCCCUAUCUCCUCGUUCUCUGUUUAACCAGCCACAGGCACCUGCAGGCAGCAGCAUAGUCAAUGUUGAUAAAAGUAUCCUGCUUUGUUUGGUGGAAUGUUGGCUCUCAUACUGAGUUUAUGACUAGUCACUAGAAUAACUGCCAAAAAGCUAAUUAGGACUACUGCUGUUAAGUAAUGAUAAUGACAAGGGUACCAGGAAAUAUUCUUCCUCCCCAGCCCCUGCAUUUUUGCUCACUACCGCAAACACUGAUUACUGGUUAUGUGCCGUACAGUGGGACCCAGAGCUGGGUGCCUGUAAUGUGUUCAGAGCACACUGUGUGCAAAGCAGUGCACUUCAAGGCAAUAAAUCUUGUUUAUAGGCAGAGAGUGGGUGUGAUACUGAGUUACAAUGGUAUUGUCUGGUGCUGUGUACCCAGUGAUAAUCAGCCACUCCUCUUAAACAUUUUACAGGUUCAAUGUAUUGACUUUCCAAGCUCCUUUUAUAAUAAAGAUAAUUUUAAGGAGA